CCCCCCCCCCUCCCCCCUUCCACACUUCCUCAUUGUCCUCCUCGCAUUCUCCGGGUCUGGCCUCCCCGAACAGAGCAGUCUCUCCCAUCUGCCUGCCCCCUACUACCCCGGGUUCCUUCCUUCCUCCUCCUCCUCCUCUCCGUGUUGCCCCGCCUUUCGACUGGUCCUCGCACGCCCCUCUCUCCUGCCCGCUUCCGCUUCUCGGCCGGGUUCUUGUCGGCGCAAGAGAGGCACCCCUCCUUCCCCUCGGCUUGCAGUUCCCUCUUGCUGCCCGUUUUGAGCGUGCACCACCGGUCGCCCGAUCCCCCCUCCUCAAUUCGCAAUGUCCCGCGACGUGAUCGCCACGGCGAAGUCAACGAAAUGGCUGCCGUCCCAGCGCUGGACCUGGAUUUCGGUCAGUCUGCUGCAGAUGGUGCUUAUCGUCGCCCUGGAGGCGGUGAUUGGAGUCCAUUUCGCCAAGCUCAUCGACACCAGCGACAACAAUGUCAACGAGGGCAGCGGCAAGAGCAUUGUCCUGUAUCUCUUCAUCUUCUGCUUCUCCCAAGUGUUCCAAGUGUACUUGGCUGUCGAUGCGGCCCUCAACCAAAAUGUCAUCCAGGUGAUCGCACACUCGAUCUUCGUCGUGUGUCUCUUCACUUUCAGUGUAUUCCAGUUCUUCCAAAUCCGUGAGGCAUAUAUGAUCGCCCUGGACAAUGACAACCUGCUUGUCGACCCGACGAAGAUCAACUUCCAGACGCACCUCUUCCCGCCGCUCCUGUCCACCAUUAUCAUCCUGGCUUUGCUGGCCAUUUUCUAUGCCUACUGGGCUUACCGGCUCUAUUCGCAGUUCGACUGGGCCAACUACCGCCGUGUGGGGGCCGACCCAGCCAUCCAGUCCAUCUUCCGCCUGUACCAGACCUUCAUCGUCUUGCUGAAGUUGGACUUCUUCUUCUUCAUCGCAUUCGGCCUGCAGUUCCUGGUCCUUGUGCGCAUCAAAAACGUCGAGUUUGCCCUGACCAUUUUCGCCAUUCCGGGCCUCUUCGUGGCUCUCCUGCUGGCCUUCUACGCGGUCCGCUAUGAAAACCGUUACGUCAUGGCCUUUUGGUUCCUGGGCCUCCUGCUGGCGGUCUGCUAUUUCACCUACAAGAUUGUCCGGAUCCACUCGCCCUCACAGUACCCCAAGUACGAGGGGUCCGGCAAGUUCUUGUCCUUCUUCGCGGCCCUCAGUCUGGUCAUGAUCUUCCUGAGUCUGGUGACGUCGGUUCUCUGCGCGCGGAACUUUGGCAAGGGCCUGCGCGACCGCCUGGAUGCCAAGCCCUCUCGGUGGAACCUUUUCCGCCGCUUCGGCAUCGGUGGUAGCAAGGAUGGCACCGCCAAUGGCAGGGGCUCCGGCGGCGGGGGAUACAACUCCUCCACACCGCCGCCCAAUGCCUCCAUCGACUUCCCGUUGGAUCCGAUGGGCAGCGGCGGCGCCGACGAGCCGGUCCAGCACCCACCCUCGGACAUCAUGCCGCAGAUCCCCUCCUCGCCGGCAUAUGAUUACAAUGGCAACGCUCAGCGUAACAUCUCCCUUGUCAUCUAACCCCUUGAUGUCUCCCCUCGCGUGCUGCGUGGGAGAGCGCUCGGGGCCGCGGAGGAAAAUCCGGGCAAUCCCCAUGCUCGGCGAUAUGCGCCUUGUCUCUCUGUCUCCCCCCCCUCCCCCCCCC
Molecule: messenger RNA, 1685 nt
Organism: Fonticula alba
Lineage: Eukaryota; Rotosphaerida; Fonticulaceae
Exons: 4
Coding region: 323-1561 (412 amino acids)
Cellular component (GO): Golgi apparatus
Source: RefSeq, a predicted model, not a curated record